Messenger RNA from Chlamydomonas reinhardtii, 2660 nucleotides. RefSeq lists its product as uncharacterized. Lineage: Eukaryota; Viridiplantae; Chlorophyta; Chlorophyceae; Chlamydomonadales; Chlamydomonadaceae. Gene Ontology annotation, molecular function: serine-type endopeptidase activity. The coding region runs from base 97 to 2490 and encodes 797 amino acids. The transcript is spliced from 11 exons. The record is from RefSeq and is a predicted model, not a curated record. Gene Ontology annotation, biological process: proteolysis.
CAAAAGACAUUGCAGCAAACGCAAGCCUCCAAAAGCAGGGCCCGUGGGUCGCCAGCUUGUCCUCGAGCGCGUCUCGCCGUCAGUUCACCCGCUGCCAUGCGCGACGGCAGCGUUGGGCUGCCGCGGCCCGGGCGGAGGCGGCACCAGCAAGCGCGUGUGCUUGCAGCGCUGCUCCUCGUGCUUUUGCAGCGGCCGGAGCCGUGCGCAGCUGCCAGCCCCCGCGGCUUAGGUCCCGGCUGCGGUCAGGGCGGCAGCUGCAGUGGCUCUGCGACAUUGCUGGUGGCAGAGGGCGCACGUGGUGGUGGCGGCGGAGGCGAUGGCGGAGGCGGUGCCAGUGGCGGUGGCGGCGGCGGUGGUGUGGCUAGGCUGCACCAGCAGGGGGCAUUCAUCCUCCCGCCCGGCUAUGAGGCCUGGCAGCGGCACCCUCCUGACGGCGACGAUGGUGGCGCAGGUGCAGCAACAGGCUCGGAAGCGGCAGAAGGCGCCGCCGCCGCUAGUGGCGACACCAGCAGCAGCAGGGGCAGGGGUGGGGGCACGGGCAGCGGAGGCAGUAGGUGGCGGCCACCGUCUGUGGCGGCGGCGCUGGCGGCGGCGUUGGGGAGGCGCACGCUUCCUCCUGACGCUGAGGCGGCGGCGCCGGUUGGUGCUGCUGCUGCUGGUGGUGACGGCGGCAGCACCAGCGGAACCAGCAGCAGCAGCGGCGGCGGUAGCGGCACCACCAGCAGCACCAGCGGCACCCGCAGGGAGGUCGACUCGGCAGCCGGCACCGCCGCCAGCAGUGCCAGAGGAGGGCCGGACGCCAGGCCGCCUGUGCAGCAGGCGCCCGACAGUACAAGUGCGGACGCACCGCCGCAUCGCGUGCAGCCGGAGCAGGUGGGGCACACCCAGGAGGGCGAGUGGCGGCGCUGGGAUGCAGAGGAGGUGGCAGUGGGGGCACAUGGGCAGCGGGUGGCGGCGGCGGAGGCUGUGCCGCGACACGCGACAGUGAUGUACGUGCGGGGCCGCGGCACGUUUGUACGGCGCAACCCGCCAGCAGCAGCAGUAGCGGCAGCAGUACCAGCAGAGGCAGCAGGAGGUGGUGGCUCGCGCGGUAAUAAUAAUGAUGAGCUGAAUCAGCGUCGCCGUCGCCGGCUGGCACAAGCGCAGCCACCGCCACCGCCUGCACCCGCACCAGCCGACACAACUGGUGGUGGGGACACGGGCGAUAACACAGGCGCAGAACCCCCCGGCGGCACCAACGUCACCUUCACGCCCAGCCGCCUGGCCUGCAAGGGCUGCCCGCCCGGCGACCCGCGGCAGCCCGUGGGCGACCCGCGUGUGGCGCCCUUCGCGGCGGUGGGGCUGUUGGCGCAGGAGCGGCGCAGCUUCCUCAGCAGGAGUGUGGCGCAGUGCACGGGCACCCUCAUCGGGCCCCGCCACGUGCUCACCGCCGCACACUGCGUGGUGGCGCCCGACCGCUGGAGCUUCGUGGAGCAGGUCCAGUUCUUCCCGCAGCUGAGCGGGGUGGUGCCGGAGGACACGCCGGGACGGGACGUGGCGAGCAUGCGCGUGCUGGAGCGCUACAUCCGACUGGGCUCCGCCAGCCUGGCCGCGCUCAACUACGACUUUGCGCUGCUGACCCUGGCGCAGGACAUGCCGCCCGGGUCCGCCACGCUGCCCAUCGCGCCCGGCAGCGGCCGGCCCGUGCUGGACCUACAGACAGCCGGCUUCCCGGGCGACAAGCCGCGCGGCACCAUGUGGACCGUGCGCUGCCCGCACGUGGCCUUCGACUUCGAGGGCAGCGAGCUGCAGGACGUGUGCGGCAGCCGCCGAGCCUGCGACAACAUGGUCGUGCACGACUGCGUGUCCUGGGAGGGCCAGAGCGGCUCCGCUAUCUGGCAGCAGGACCCAGGCAGCUCAUCAUCUUCAUCGGUGUCGUCAGGAGCCCAACUGGCAGCUGCAGGCGGAGUCGGAGCCGGAGCCGGGGGUGCAAACGGCACGGCUGCAGGCAACACACCUGCUGCCUACGCAGAGCCCCUGACACCGCCGCCGCCACCGUCGGCGAAUGGCAGCAGUAGCACCGGCAAUGGGAGCAGUAGCAGUGGUGCAGCGGAGGAGGCACAGCUACAGCAGAAGCAAGACGUCAUACGCGCGGUGCUUACAGGGAUGCUGAAACUCGAGGACGGCACGUCACUCAACGUGGGUACGGAGCUGAACGACUUUGUGUACGGCACCCUAGCCACAUGGUACAAUGAAGACUACCAACAGGAGCCGGCGGCGCACCUGCAACUGCCGCCCGCCGCCGCAGCCGCAGCCGCCAGCCAAGGGGAUGGCGGCUCGCGCGCUGCCACCAUGACACCCGGCGAGGGCGGCGGCGGCUCCUGGCUGGGCGACCACAUCUUUGUGCCCAUAGUGGCAGCUGUGGGCGGCGCGUUGCUGCUGCUGGCGGGCGGGGCGGUGUGCGUGCUGCCGCUGUUUGGUAUCAGUCUACUGACGCCGUUCUGUCGCUAAAAGUUGCUUGUAUGAAUUGCUAGAAUGCUAGCUAGCAAGUCUGCUGACGCCGGUCUGCCGCUGAUGAUAGUUGGAUGCAUUUUGCUAGCUGGCCAGCACCUGGCAAAGUCACUCGUGUAUGCCUGACACGGUGUGCGUGCCCGAGCGGCACACAGCGAGAGAUUUAACUC